Molecule: messenger RNA, 2655 nt
Organism: Pungitius pungitius (ninespine stickleback)
Lineage: Eukaryota; Metazoa; Chordata; Actinopteri; Perciformes; Gasterosteidae
Gene: srpra
Product: SRP receptor subunit alpha
Exons: 15
Coding region: 148-2097 (649 amino acids)
Biological process (GO): intracellular protein transport; SRP-dependent cotranslational protein targeting to membrane
Cellular component (GO): signal recognition particle receptor complex; endoplasmic reticulum membrane
Molecular function (GO): GTP binding; ATP hydrolysis activity; GTPase activity
Source: RefSeq, a predicted model, not a curated record
AUCCAACUCAAGAGAAGAAGAAGCAGAGGCGCGUCACUUCCGGGUUUCGCGUCUGACGUGUCUAAAACAGUUUUGCUCCGGUGGCGGAUUUUACCCGUGGGGGGGAUUUCACAUCGCUUUGACUUACAUUUGAUACGCGGUGUCAAGAUGCUAGACUUCUUCACCAUCUUCAGCAAAGGGGGGAUAGUGCUGUGGUGUUUCCAGGGAGCCGGGGUCACGGAAUCCUUCACCGGGCCUGUCAACGCUUUGAUCCGCUCCGUGAUCCUCCAGGAGCGCACCGGGAACAAUUCCUACAACCACGAGGGCCUCAGUCUGAAAUACAAACUCGACAAUGAGUUCGAGUUGAUUUUUGUGGUGGGCUUUCAAAAGAUCCUGACGCUGACGUACGUGGACAAAUUCAUAGAUGACAUCCAGCUGCAUUUUCGGGAUCGUUAUAAGAAUGAGCUGGAGCACAAGGGCGCUCUGAGGCUAAUCAACAGCAGCUUUGAAUUUGAGGAUGACUUCCAGGUGCUUCUCAGAGAGGCGGAGGAGAGCAGCAGAGCUCGGGGCCCCGACCGCAUGCGGAGCUUUAAGGAGUCCGAGAAAUCCCAAAAAACUGUGAAGUCUAUGAUUGAGACCAAGGGAGGGGAAAAGGUCAAGGAGCCGGGUGGCAAGAAGAGUAAAAAUACCAAAAAGGAGGCUGAGCCUGUCGUGGUGGAUCAAGUGAAGGCCCCGUCCCCCGGGCGCAAGCCGGUUGAGAACGGUAACCAGGGCUACACCGCCGAGGAGAUCGUGCAGAAGAAGCGCGAGGAGUUCAUUCGCAAGCGCACGUUGGCUCCCGCCGAGAAAGCCACGAAGUCCCCAAAACCUCAGAAGCCCAGGGAGAAGCAGAUGCGUGUCUGGGACAUGGGCGGCAGCAGCACCAAGGCGCUGGACUACAGCGGAAGCAACGGAGAUCACGCCAUGAAUGGUGGCAAACAGCAGCAGGAUGCACAUUUUGACCUGGGAAUGCAGCUGAGCUCCAUGAAGGGGGAGCUGCCCUCUGUGGACUACGAGUCCAGUGAGGAGGAAGAAGAGGAGGAGGAGCAAGAGGAGGAGAGGGUGGUUGUCAAUAAACCAAGCAAGAAAAUCUCCAGCAAGAGUGGCGGUUUUGGGGGUAUGUUCGGGAUGCUGAAGGGCCUGGUGGGCUCCAAGAGCCUGAGCAGAGAGGACAUGGAGUCAGUACUGGAGAAGAUGAAGGACCACCUCAUCGCGAAGAAUGUAGCAGCCGACAUCGCCUACCAGCUCUGUGACUCAGUAGCCAAAAAACUGGAGGGCAAAGUGAUGGGCACAUUCACCACUGUGGCCUCGACGGUAAAGCUGGCCCUGCAGGACUCCCUGGUGCAGAUCCUGCAGCCCAAGCGAAGGGUGGACAUCCUGAGAGACGUCAUGGAGGCCCAGAACCAGCGGCGGCCCUUCGUCGUGACUUUCUGCGGCGUCAACGGCGUCGGAAAGUCCACCAACCUGGCCAAGAUCUCCUACUGGCUGAUCGAGAACGGCUUCACGGUGCUGAUCGCGGCCUGCGACACGUUCCGCGCCGGCGCCGUGGAGCAGCUGCGCACUCACCAGCGCCGCCUGAACUCCCUGCACCCCCCCGAGCAGCACGGGGGACGCCCGAUGGUCCAGCUCUAUGAGAAGGGCUACGGCAAGGACGCCGCCGGGAUCGCCAUGGAGGCCAUCGCCUACGCCCGCAACCAGGCCUUCGACGUGGUGCUGGUGGACACGGCCGGGCGCAUGCAGGACAACGCGCCGCUCAUGACCGCCCUGGCCAAGCUCAUCGCGGUCAACAUGCCCGACCUCGUGCUGUUUGUCGGAGAGGCUCUGGUGGGCAACGAGGCGGUUGACCAGCUGGUAAAGUUCAAUCAGGCUCUGGCCGACAACUCGAUGACCGACAAGCCCCGCCUCAUCGACGGGAUCGUUCUCACCAAGUUUGACACCAUCGACGACAAGGUCGGCGCUGCCAUCUCCAUGACCUACAUCACGGGACAGCCCAUCGUGUUUGUGGGCACGGGGCAGACCUACAACGACCUGCGUAGCCUCAACGCCCGCGCCGUGGUCAGCGCCCUGAUGAAGGCGUGAGAUGUUCCAGCCCCGCUAACCUGCCUUCUCCCUCGUCCUCCUGUCCAGCUCUCUCUCUCGCUACGCCAUGCACAGGACUUUAUUCUCCACAGAAAAGGGCUGGUGUGUACUUUGAAUGACUAAAAAGAAAAUGCCAGACUUUACCCCCUUUAGUUCCUUUCUAGGGCUGCAUUGAGUACCUCAGAGCGGUCGCAUCCAGAUGACAUUUUAGCUGACUAAGUGGACGUAGACUGUACAUCUCAUCGCUUUACUGGUGCACACAGUAAAGACUUGGAAAAUGGCAUUCUGUCACUACGUCAGGUGGUGAAGGUGACCCGGGGGUUGCUUAUUUGUCUCCCGGUGGGACAGUCCGGGCAUUUCAGACUGCACUUCCCAUGUGUUUUUUUGAGCUUCUGUGGGCCUUUUAAUUUGUAAUUCACAAGAGGAAAUAGUCUUAAAUGUCUCCUGCCCCCCCUUCUUAAUUUGUGGUAGUGCAAUAUGAAAGAAUCAAGCGUUAAAACGGGAGAAUUGAGCUAAUUUAUGAGAAUGUAACACUUUCUAAAUAAAGCUGAGAUAUGC